Molecule: messenger RNA, 2752 nt
Organism: Synchiropus splendidus (mandarinfish)
Lineage: Eukaryota; Metazoa; Chordata; Actinopteri; Syngnathiformes; Callionymidae
Gene: ehhadh
Product: enoyl-CoA, hydratase/3-hydroxyacyl CoA dehydrogenase
Exons: 7
Coding region: 124-2280 (718 amino acids)
Biological process (GO): fatty acid beta-oxidation
Cellular component (GO): peroxisome
Molecular function (GO): NAD+ binding; (3S)-3-hydroxyacyl-CoA dehydrogenase (NAD+) activity
Source: RefSeq, a predicted model, not a curated record
UCCAGCAAAGAAGACGAGGUCACGCCCCUCACAACAACACUAGUUGCGGACGGGAAUCAAAGUUCAGUCUGCGCACCCAAAUCUUAACUCUUACUCCCGUGUGUGUCGUGUGUAGUCGACAUUAUGGCCCAGUAUUCACGUAUCUCGAAAUCUGUAGGUGUAAUCGCCUUGCAAAACCCACCGGUGAAUGCACUCAGUGCCGCAGUGAGGCGGGGCAUCGUCGACACGGUGGAGCAAGCACUCGGUGACCCAAAGGUCAAGUCUCUUGUCAUCUGUGGACAAAAUGGAAUGUUUUGUGGUGGUGCUGACAUCAAGGAGUUCGGCAAGCCGAUGCUCGGGCCUCAUCUGAUACCCAUGAUCCACGCCAUCGAGGCCUCCUCCAAGCCUGUGGUUGCAGCGAUAGAAGGAAUCGCUCUGGGUGGAGGGCUGGAGCUGGCGCUCGGCUGUCACUAUCGAAUCACUCACUCCAAAGCCAAACUGGGUCUCCCCGAGGUCACGCUGGGCCUGCUCCCAGCUGCUACAGGAUCCCAGAGAUUGCCAAGACUCAUCGGAGCCCCAGCCGCCUUGGAUCUCAUAACUACAGGGCGCCACAUCACAGCAGCCGAGGCGCUGAGACUGGGGAUCGUGGAUCAGGUCACAGAUGGGAACACUGUGGACGCCGCUGUGAGGUUCGCCCAGAGCGUCAUCGGUAAAUCUGUCAAUCACCGUCGAAUCUGCGAUAUGACGUGCCCGCCCCACCCUGACAUGGACGGCCUGUUUGAAGCGGUGAUGCAAAAGGUGCGCAGAAGUGCGCGUGGAGCGAUCGCCCCGGUGGCUUGUGUGCAGGCGGUGCGGGCAGCCACGAGGUUGCCUUACCACGACGGUCUGCAGAAAGAGAGGGAGCUGAUGGCGACCAUCAUGACGUCUGGCCAGGCCCAAGCCCUGCAGUACGCUUUCUUCGCGCAGAGAACUGUGGGCCGGUGGAGCAUUCCGAACGGGGCGCGAUGGGACACCACCAAACCCAAGGUUGUUCGUAAAGCAGCCGUCAUUGGUCUUGGCACAAUGGGAAGAGGCAUAGCCGUGUCCUUAGUUCAGAUGGGAAUGCCUGUGGUAGCCGUGGAGAUGGAUGAGAAGCAACUGGCGGCAGCAAGAAAAGCGAUAACGGGCAUGUUGGAGCGCGGCGCUAAGAGACGAGGGGUUGUCGCGCCACUUGACUCCAUCUCUUACAACAUCAAGCUGCAGGCCAUCUCAGACGUGGACCUGGUCAUCGAGGCUGUGUUUGAAGACAUGGACCUGAAGAAGAAGCUCUUCAGGCAGCUGUCUGAUGUCUGCAAACCAGGAACUUUGCUCUGCAGCAACACGUCGUCGCUUGACAUCGACCAACUGGCCGCGCAAACUCGCAGCCCAGAGUUGGUGGUCGGGAUGCACUUCUUCUCCCCGGCUCAUGUUAUGAAGCUGUUGGAGGUCGUCUACGGCUCCCGCUCCUCGCCUGAAACGGUGGCCACGGCGAUGCAUCUGGGAAAGCAGAUGGGCAAAGUCAGCGUGGCAGUUGGGAACUGCUGGGGAUUUGUGGGAAACCGAAUGUUGCGUCCAUAUAAGGACAAUGCUCUGUUCCUGGUGGAGGAGGGAGCCACGCCGGAGGUGGUGGACCGGGCACUGGAGGAGUUUGGCUUUGCUAUGGGAGUCUUCAGGAUGAGUGACCUUGCUGGGCUUGAUGUGGGCUGGAGAGUCAGGAUGGGUAAGGGUCUGGUAAAGCGUGGCACUGGUCCAGAGCAUGGAACCAGAGCUCGAAUGGGCCAGAGGUACUGUCCAGUGGAAGACCUGCUCUGUGAGGAAGGGAGGUUUGGCCAGAAAACCGGCCUGGGAUGGUAUCGCUACGAAGCCGGGAGUACGGACGCCAAACCUGACCCUUGGGUGCAACGUUUUCUCGAAGCUUACAGAUCUCGCCACGGUUUAGUCGCACGCCGCAUCGACCACCAGGAAGUUCAGGAGCGAUGCCUCUACACCAUGAUCAACGAGGCCUUCCGCAUCCUGGAUGAAGGGAUCGCUGCCGGCCCUGAAGACAUCGAUAUCAUCUACCUGUUCGGGUACGGCUGGCCCAGACACCGCGGAGGCCCAAUGUUCUACGCCAACAUGGUGGGAUUGGCGAAGGUGAUGGAGAGGCUGGAGCACUACCACCAGCUGCACCCUGAUAAUCCUCAUCUGGAGCCCUGUCGCCUGCUGAGGAAGCUGGUGGCCAGUGGAAGUCCCCCCAUCAACACGUGGAGGGACGUGAUCAGGAAAGUCCGCAGUCAACUGUAGCGCCGUGUCAAACAGGAUCAAGCAAAACUCUCAGCACUUUUGAUCGAGCGACGCCAAAAUCAAACCCAUUCCAUACACUAAUGAUGAUGUUGGGGAUUUUCUGGAUGGAAUAAAUCCAAUGAUCACAUGUGAAAGAUUACACGGAGACUCCGGCAGUGGCCCACAGUAAUCUGCAGCUGACAGGUGCAGACCGGAGGCUGAUUUGCUCUGAAGUGAUUUGAGCCGAAAUAAAUGAGGACAGCACAGAAGCCUGUCUGUUUCGGACGCAGCUAUUGUCUUCAGAAUAUCUUCCCAGCUUUAAUUACACUGCAGCUUUGCAGCAUGAUAAACCUCAUUACACAUGCGCGCUUUAAAUCUGUAUUUAACCUACAAGAAUGUAUCUGAGGAAUAAUUAUGUUCUGCAAAACCAUGGUGAAGUGGUCAAGCACAUUAACCAGAAAUAUUUACCAAAUAAAGCAGCAUUGAUCUUUUA